This is a messenger RNA of Macadamia integrifolia, 1292 nucleotides long. RefSeq lists its product as uncharacterized. Lineage: Eukaryota; Viridiplantae; Streptophyta; Magnoliopsida; Proteales; Proteaceae. The transcript is spliced from 3 exons. The record is from RefSeq and is a predicted model, not a curated record. The coding region runs from base 1 to 906 and encodes 301 amino acids.
AUGGGAGGAGUGAUAGGGUAUCUUCAAUGCACAACAGGGAAGGACAGUGUGGUCUUUUCACAUCCGCACCCGUAUAGAUGUUUCCUGCGUCAGACUAUCUUCUUUUCUUUUCCCAACAAGAGCUACCUGUUUGUCGAGGAAUAUUACUUUAAUACCCUCAUCCAUCUGGGCGUUGAAAGCCUGUGUGUGCUUGGAGAUAGUGGUUACUGGAGCGACAUUUUCAGAGACAGGAGCAUACAGGCAACAGUGAGCAGAAGGAAAGCCAUGGCACAGGUCCUUAACCCAUGCUCACCGCAAAGGACUCUCCGCUGCUCGUCUUCAAUCCACCUCGAUUCGUCUCCCGUUAGCUUGUGUACCAAUCUCCGCCCAAAUCAAUACCCUAAUAAGUGGAACUCUCUGCAACAGAAGCUUAAGUCCCAUGGCAGAUAUUCGUGCCUUUUCUCAGACAAUCGUAGAGAGGAACAAGCAAAAAAGGCAUUAGAAAGUGCUCUUGGUGGAAAGAAAAAUGAGUUUGACAAAUGGAACAAAGAAAUUCAGAAAAGAGAGGCGUUAGAUGUUGGGGGCAAUGCUGGUGGAGGAGGUUGGUUUGGAUGGGGUAGAUGGUUUGGUGGAUCCAAUGGCGAUAAUUUCUGGCAAGAAGCCCAGCAAGCAGGGCUUGCUAUCUUGGGCAUUGUUUUCAUGUAUCUUGUGAUUGCAAAAGGGGAAGUGAUGCUUGCUGUCAUCUUUAACCCAUUGCUGUUUGCCUUGAGAGGGAUAAGAAAUAGCUUCACUGUCAUAUCAUCACACAUCUUGGGAAAGAUUUCUCCAACCGGUCCUUAUGUCAAGCCUCAUAUUACACUGAAGGAGGAAUUCCAUACCCAUGUCUCAGCUAAGGAGAGUGUGAUAAGGAAAUGGGGAAGUGACUGAUACCUUUUCUUCCAGGUGCUUAUGUGUUCUCCUCAUUCCAUGUCUUUUUGCUGUGAUGAUUAUCAUGGUGGCUUUUUCCUCCUAGAGCUGAUCCAUUUUUGUCGACAUUUGAUACAAAGUUUUAUUGCAGAAGUAGCUGAUUUUGUAUAAAACUUGGAGUAAUUUAGUGAGCUAAUUUUUUGUUAAAAUGACUGGCUUGAGCUUUGAAUGUAACAAGCUCCAUUUCUGAAGAGCAUUGCUGUCCAGGUAGGAGUAAUACUAGCUAUAGAGUUUCUGAAUUACUGUUCGACCAUGUCUUAUGCUAUUAACUACAGAAGAAAAAUAAAAACAUUGUAAAUGCUAGAAAUAACAUAUUUUUGCCUGUAGUUUAGACUAUUUGAAAUUUA